This is a messenger RNA of Symbiodinium pilosum, 237 nucleotides long. The record is from the annotation of a GenBank genome assembly. NCBI's taxonomy places the organism in Eukaryota, Dinophyceae, Suessiales, Symbiodiniaceae.
AUGACUGAUUUCCUGGAUCCGGAUGCGGAUGUGUUGCAGCACAUGGUGUACUUCGAAAAUUUGGAGGCAGACUUGAACCACCUCCUGCCACUCUACAACUACAGCGUGGCGACUAUGCCGCAAGUGCAGCCUGAUGCCCUGCGCUACGGGCGCCAAGACAUCAGCGAGGAGACAAUGAAUUUCAUUCGCACCUACUACAGGGGGGACUUCGUCAACUUUGGCUAUCCAGACCCGUGA